AUUUUAUUUCAUCGUAAAAACAAAUAACUCCUGAAUCAUUUCCGUUUGAAAAAAUUCAAAGCCCUAAAUCUACAGCGUGCGUACACCAUUUACAUUUACACCCACCCACAGCCACGCCCGCUCUGCUUUUUCUCGUCGCGGCAGCAAGUCGCUCGUCCGCGUCCGCGACGACAUCACUGUAAAUCUGGUAUCUUCCGCAUGCGGCAUCGUCUAGGAAUUCGAAAACUCUGACGCUCAGGGAACCUUCUUUCGCGUCGGUACCGCAGGAUUAAUUAAAGCCUCUAUCUAGGCCCACUUUUUCCCCAUAAGCAAGUCAUGCUUAAGCAAUGCGAGCAUUUAUACAUUGAAGGGCUAGGAAAUGUGCAAAUUGAUAGCGAAGUCUCAUGAGUAAUCAUCACACCAGCAGAUGGCUGCAAACUACCUCACAUAAGUUGUGCCUUCAAUUCUUAGUGGGAGAUAUCUGAUAGCAAGCAACUUCCUAUCAUGCUUCUUGGUGUGAAAGCCAUUGUAGAAACCCACUACAAUAUUUUAUCUGUUAAGGAAGAUGCAAGCUAUGAAGAAAUUCGUACAAGCUACCGUUCUGCCAUCCUUAAUUCCCAUCCAGAUAAGUUGCAGAAGACGUCGGAGACAUCUGAUCCCGACCAGGAGUCGACGGAAAGAUUUUUGAAGGUACAGAGAGCUUGGGAAGUCCUCAGCAAUUUGAGGUCACGGGCAGUUUAUGAUGGUGAGUUGCGAGAUUUGAGACAGGAUGCUGUAGCUGCAGAUGAUGUCAGCUUGGAGGAUAUGAUGGUUGGAGAUUCCGGAGAUGCAUUGGAGCUCUUUUAUCAGUGUCGAUGUGGUGAUUACUUCUCUGUUGAUUCUCUGGAGUUGGGAAAAAUGGGAUAUGUAUUGUUGAGAGAGGGGAAUAAGAUUUCUUUGCAGACCCCAGAUGCUUCACCGGCAUCGGUGGUUCUUCCAUGCGGGUCUUGUUCAUUGAAAGUUCGGCUAUUGAUUAACUCGGAUAUUUUCAUUUCAAUCGACGAUAGUUUGGCUUGAUUGUGCCGUUGUCGUGAAAAGGCUUAGAUUUGACCAUAGCUCCUCAUCCUAGUGCUUGAAUUCCAUGUCAUAAUAUCUUUCUUGCCUAAUGUCUUCCAGGCAGUCAGUUGGAGCUGUGGAGGAAGACGCUAUAAAACUGCAGCUGUGAACUGUGAAGAAAACAAUGAAAACAGAGAUGAACAAAA
Molecule: messenger RNA, 1220 nt
Organism: Juglans regia (Persian walnut)
Lineage: Eukaryota; Viridiplantae; Streptophyta; Magnoliopsida; Fagales; Juglandaceae
Product: DPH4 homolog
Exons: 3
Coding region: 484-1035 (183 amino acids)
Biological process (GO): protein histidyl modification to diphthamide; tRNA wobble uridine modification
Cellular component (GO): nucleus; cytosol
Molecular function (GO): metal ion binding
Source: RefSeq, a predicted model, not a curated record